Molecule: messenger RNA, 9655 nt
Organism: Zootoca vivipara (common lizard)
Lineage: Eukaryota; Metazoa; Chordata; Lepidosauria; Squamata; Lacertidae
Gene: DACT1
Product: dishevelled binding antagonist of beta catenin 1
Biological process (GO): negative regulation of canonical Wnt signaling pathway; negative regulation of JNK cascade; regulation of Wnt signaling pathway, planar cell polarity pathway
Cellular component (GO): cytoplasm
Source: RefSeq, a predicted model, not a curated record
CGAGCCGAGACGCCGCAGAGGAAGGAGGCAGCCCGGGCGCUCCGGGGAGAGGCGGCGGUGGGGCCGGGAUGCGCUUGCCGGGGGGCUGCCAGAUCCCGGUGCGACGGGGCUCCGCGCGCUGAGCGCCUCGGGGGUCUGCGGAGCGCAUCUUGCGCGCGCACCCUCCCGCCCGGAUCUCCAUGCGCUGAUCGGAGGGGUGCCGGCUUGGGGAUGAAGCAGGCGAUCGCGGAGCCCGGGCAGCUGCAGGGCCCCCCGGCGUCGUCGUCGUCGUCGGGGCGGGAGCCCGAGGCCCGGUGGCCGCGCGACAGCGCCAAGAGCGAGGCGAGCGAGGCGGAGCGGGUGCGCACCCGCGAGCGCCUGGAGGCCACCCUGGCCGGGCUGGCCGAGCUGGAGUUGCUGCGCCAGCGCCACGAACUGCGCGUCAAGCGGCUGCUGGCCGCCGCGCCCGCCGAUGCCCGGCCGGGGGGGAGCGGCUCCGCAGAGACGGCGGCUGCAGAGGCAGCCGCGCCAGGGGCCGCCGCCGCCCCGCGCAGCCUGGAGGAGAAGUUCCUGGAGGAGAACAUCCUGCUCUUGCGGAGGCAGCUGAAUUGCCUGCGGCGGAGGGACGCGGGUUUGUUAAACCAGUUGCAAGAACUGGACAAGCAGAUCAGCGACCUGAGGCUGGAUGUUGAGAAAACGGCCGACGAGCAGCUCGAGACGGACAGCCGCCCCAGCUCAGGCUUCUAUGAGCUGAGCGACGGGGCCUCAGGGUCGCUCUCCAACUCGUCCAACUCUGUUUUCAGCGAGUGUUUGUCCAGCUGCCACUCCAGCACCUGUUUCUGCAGCCCUUUGGACACAUCCCAGAGUGGCUCUGAUGGACGGCCCAAAUCUGAAGAUCUCAUCGGCUGGCUGGAAUAUAACAAAGGGAACCAGCAAGAAGACCCGUCGGUGGGGAUGGCCUGCCGAGUGCUGUCCACACUGCACUCUAAUUCCCUUGAGGUGGUUUCAGACGUGCACCCAAAAUACCAGUGUGACCUGGUGUCGAAAAACGGGAACGACGUCUACCGCUACCCUAGCCCUUUACACGCCGUCGCGGUGCAGAGUCCCAUGUUCCUUUUGCCGACGACAGACAACCCCCCGAGGGAAGAGGGGGAGCACCAUGUUGGGGACCUUUGCGUGGGACCUGAACACGACUCUGCGAAAGUGGGCCCCUCCUGCCUCCCGCAUAGCUCUCCUCCUGAGUCCUGUCCCCCAGCCAGCAGGAAAAUAGACGGCUACAUCUUGAGCCUUGUGCAAAGAAAGACCCCUUCGGUGCGGACUAACAAACUGAGGACGAAUCUGAAUGCAGACCCCGCCAAAGGGAUUUUGAGGCACGGUAGCCUGUGUGUCCGGCAAGCGCCUGGGGUUGCAAGCAGCAGUUUGGCCGCUCCUCUCAAGAACCCAAACCAGGUUUUCCCCCAUUCCAGCAGAGCUAGCACACCGCUUGACAGCAGCGCCUUCUCUCCUCUGAAGCAGAAUUCGAGAGAAACUGAGCACCCGGAGAGUAAAAAGAUUCCUCCGCCUGCGGUCUUUCCACCAAAUGCUAACCACGAACUUCAAAGCCAGCAUGCGGCGAGGAACGUCAAACCUCCAGAGCCGCCGCAGUGUCCGGUUGCAAGCAAGGGCGAUGUCCCCAAGGAAAGUGGCCAGAUUUUUGCGGAGAGCCCUUCCCAACACACAACGCUCCCGAAGGAAAGCAAAACCCUCCAGCUGCCCAGAAAGACCCUGUUGAAAAGCAGCGGGGCGCAAGCGGUCCACAGUGUUUUGCCGCCUCAGGAAACCAGGCCUCCGCUGGAUUUCAAGAGCGACGGGUCGUCCUCUCAGGGCCUGGAGGAAGGCCUGCUGGUGAACGCCAAAUACAUUCCGGCUGAGCCGCAGACUGUCAGGCUUCACAAGGGCAGCCGGAGCGUCAGGAUACUCAAAAGCUCCUUGGUGAAGCACAGGUCCCACCUCGUCACCGUGCUGGAAAACGUGCCGCAGGCCGGCAGGGAGAAGGCCAAGCCCUCCGGCAAGAAGUGCCGCUUCCCCGACGACCUGGAUACAAAUAAGAAGCCGAAGAAGGCGGCCGCGAGAGGGAAGAAAAGCGGCCACUUGCCGCCGGAGGCCACCCUCCUGAGUCGGCCUCCCGGCGUCCUCAAGUCGGCGGUUAGGCCGCACAGCCGGGAGCCGGUGGUGGCGAAACCGAAGCACAAGAGGGCUGACUACCGCCGCUGGAAGCUGUCGGCCGAGGUCUCCUAUGAAGAAGCCCUGAGGAGGGCGAGGAGGAACCGGAGGGAAGGCCUCGGGGCCUACCCUCAGGCUCCUCCCCACCCAUACGCCAGCCCCUACGCCUACGUUGCGAGUGACUCGGAGUAUUCGGCGGAGUGUGAGUCGCUCUUCCACUCGACGGUGGUGGACACCAGCGAGGACGAGAGGAGCAACUACACCACGAACUGCUUUGGGGACAGCGAGUCCAGCCUGAGCGAGGUGGAGUUUGUGGGCGAGAGCACGACGACCAGCGACUCGGAUGAGAGCGGGGGGCUCAUCUGGUCCCAGUUUGUCCAGACGCUCCCCAUCCAAGCGGUCGCCGCCGCUUCCGAGCUCCACGAAAACACAGCCAAAGCCUUCGUCAAGAUUAAAGCCUCACACAACCUCAAGAAGAAGAUCCUCCGCUUUCGGUCCGGCUCUCUCAAAUUGAUGACUACUGUCUGAAAUGCAUAGCUAGGAGAUGAAGAUGGCAGCAGUCGUGACUGACAUACCUACUGGGGGAAGUGUGUGUGUGUGUGUGUGUGUGUGUGUGUGUGUGUGUGUGUGGAAGACAGCCUUCCCGAAGUUGGCGACCUCCAAAUGUCUUUGAUUACAAGUUCCUUCAGCUGCUGCCAACAGAGAACCAUAGAAUUGUGGAUUUGGAAGGUCUUAGCUUUGCAAAUGUGCUAGCAGUUUUAUUGCUGCAGUUUGGGGGGGGGGUCAUGAGAGUUGCAGCGGUCGGGGUUCAGGGGAACUGCAGUGCCCGGGGAUCAGGGGAGCUCCAGUGGUUGGGAAUCAUGGGAAUUGCAGAGGUUGGGGUUCAGGGGAACUGCAGUGGUCAAGGCUCAUGGGAGUUGUAGUCCAAAACGUUUGGAGGUUUAAAAGGUAGGGGAAGCGUGAUGUGAGGGUAUGUCUGCAUUUGGGAGUUUCUGACGUGUCUUGGGCACACUUAUUCAGGGCACAGAAGCAACACAAGCCAGCUUCAAGAGAAAAAUGCACUUUUCAGGGUGGGGGUGGGGAGGUCUUCCCUUGCAAGAGGCACCCCAGCGGAGAAUUCAUCCGGGCAUCUUGUGGCUUCGCUGCUGGAAGGCGCAGGGCCCUUUGCUGAGAGCAGCAAAGCGCUCAGCCCGUGCCACCCUCCAGAGAGGCAGCCAUGUUGCGUCCCGUUGCUGUUUGCGUAUACAUGCUCCCUGCCAGCCAAAAGUGCCCCCAAGAACAAACAGAUGCAUGCAAAGGCAAUAAUGCAAGCACAACAUGGAGCAAAUGCGAACGAUGCAAAUUCAAAACGUUUCGGCAGUAUUAAAACCCAUGCGCAUCUGUGUUUCCGGCAGGCAAAGAGCAUUCCCUACAAAAACGUUAAGAGAGGGCAAGAAUACUUGAGCAGCCCCUUUGUCUCAUGAGGGUCCUGGGCAGCAGGGUGCUUCAAGGCAGCUGGGAAAAACUGGUCCCCUGUGAGGCUUUGCAGGAGACUGUCUCCCCUGUGACCACGUGCCCAACAGUCAAGUUGACCUCUCCUUGGUCAUCUUACGCUCAAGGUUUGUCCACUUGCACCAAGAGCAGCCCGGAAAGACUUGCAAGCGAGAGCAGCUCCUCUUGGCUUCUUUUUGAAAUGCUAAGCUGGGGCCAUUAGAUGUCCUUGUGGGCUUGCAUGCCAGUUGCCUGCUCGAAACACCAAAACAGGAUGCUGCUUGCCAAAUCUGCUUGCAGGUAGAUGCUUCGCGCUUCCAAGGCUGCCUCUCCAGUCUUUGAAGAACAUCGAAGGGAUGUUAGUAGCUUUUUAUUGAGAUACCAAGGGAGCAAGCAAUAUAUCCUGCGGAAUGCAAAGAGUGGUGCUGUGUGGUUAUUACUUUUUAAACACCAAAUAGCCAGCCAUUGGGACAGGGGAGAAUCAGGAUUGGGACUGUGAUGGACAGGGAGGUGAGCAGUUAACCCUUUCCUUCUGUGCUGCUGAAAAUUCCCCUGCCCGCUCCCCGCAAGAAGCUAUUGUUUGGCAUGGGAAGGGGGGGGAGUUUCAGAGUGGGAUCACAAUCUGCUCAUUGCGGUCCUGAUCCUGAUUAGUACCCCCCCCUUUUGCAGGAGCUGUUUAUUUAAAUAAUAUUAAUAACAAUGGGAAUGGCAAAUUAUGCGUUUAACAUAACAUGGAACUUGCUCUGUGGCAAUCAGCCUUGUUACGGUACCUGCCCCUUCUGGUACAUCCCAAGGCCCUUCCUGAGAGAGAGAGACCACCCUGAGACCUUCAGAUGAAGGGCAGUAAACAGAUUUAAUAAAUAAAUAAAGUAAACAACAGCUUUGCAAAGAGGGCAGGUGCCUAGCUCACAAAACAUUUACUCUCCCGCCAGACUACACACGCCUGUGUCGGUCACAUGCAUUUUGCAAGCCUUGCAGGAGAGAGUAGUGUGGAAAGAGCAAGCUCUCUUCUACUUUUCAAAAGCUUUCUUGCUUGGUCGCCUGAUGGUGACGACGACUCUCCCUAGGCGACCGGGCAAGUGGCUAUUUACAAGCAUGCUGUAGCAGAAAGAUGAGCAAAGCCUUUCUCUAUGCAGAACUUCUACCCACCCUAGUUUCUGGUGCUGCUUCCCUCCUUCCCGGAUGUGUGCUAAUAUGCCAAAACGACGAUCUCAUGCAGAUGUGCCGAGCGUCUAUGCGCUCAGGCGCGCCUCUCGCUACUUACACGAAACAAGGUGCUUCUUGUAAAUAUUUUCCCAGAAUGCUGUUGUUUUGAGUUCCUUAAAUGCACAUAUUUAAAUCUCGACGGACUGCUUAAAUGAUGUUACUUGAACCUCCCAACUUUUUUGUUGGAUACUAGUGCCUUUUGAGUGGCAAAACCCACUGUGCUAGUUUUUAACAAAGGAACAGUACCACCACUUUUUCAUCUGUGUUGGCUUCAAGUGCAUAGUGGAGUGGAAAAAAUGUCUGCAGCGAGCGUUGAUUUCUCUCCUACACGGGGGAUGGGUCGAAGGACAUCUGGAUCCUAUGCUGACCCUUACUUUGGCUUCUAAACAUCCUCGUUUCAUACAGAAAGGUUGCUUCUCUACCUCUUAUUACAGAGACAGAAACACACCAUUGACAUGCAUGCAACACACACAUGUAAAAAAGACGGGGGGCUUUUUUUGAGCAGGGGCAACUCGACUUCCUUCUCCUGCGGUCUCUCCCCCCCCCUUUCCUUUCUUUUUUUCCAAACAGAAUCCCUAGAGUUGUCUGGAUGUAGUUUUUAAUUUUUUAAAAUAAAACUCGAAUUCGUUUUUAGGAUCUUGUAGGAGGCUGCCUUAUCCCAGAUCAGAAUAUUUGUCAAUCUGGCCCAGCAUUGUCUAGAGGUUGUUCAUGCCACCACCUCUCAUCCAUCUACCUGGAGAUCCUGGGGAUUGAACCUGGGACCUUCAGGUGCUCUGCCAUUAAGCUGUGGAAAUAUGAAUUUGCCUUAAGGGGGACACGUCCAACUAACCCAGUGUCUGGCUAGCAAGAGUUCUUCAGAGUCCAAAGGUGGGCCUCUUUCUGAACAUGGCUAAGUGACGUCCUUGAGAUACUGGGGGCUGGAUCUGAGACCCUUCUGCACAUGUUCUAGCUCUGAGCUAUUGGUCUCUUCCCAUCCCUUCCCAGUUCCAGCAUCAGUUUUGCCCAUGUACCGGUAAGCACUCAAGUAAGCACUCUUGCUUGAUAGCAGAAACUUAGGUGCACGUAGCCUUGUAUUUUUGUUAAAAAUCCCUGCAAGCCGCAGAUAUUGAAUAGGUGGUCCACCACAGUCUUCCGUCCCUGGUUCAGAAAACCUCAUUGGCUGUGGUUGGGCACAGUGCCCAAUGUUUCCUGUAGCAGAAUUUGCUAGAUGGAAUCUCAAGAGCAUGGCCUCUUAAAUGCUUUAUUAUUAUUAUUAUUAUUAUUAAUUUUUUUAUUAUUGUUAUUAUUAUUAUUAUUAUUAUUAUUAUUAUUAUUAUUAUUAGCCUUGUUUUAAGAACAAGCUCUAGUGUUCACAGCUGAGACUCAAGACCUGGAAGUUGUGUUCCAAACACCAAAUGAGGCACUGAAACAAAAUAUUGCACAGAUCUUGAAAUUCAGUAAAGGGUCUGGAUUCUGAAAUCCAGUGUUUCCAAUUGCAAACCGAUUUUCACAUGUUUUGAACUUCAACAAUAUCGGCAUACUAAAAAAAACCAAAAUAAUACACGUGCAACUUAGAUUCUGUAAUGUUCAGUAUCAACGUGCAAGAUUUUAAUACGUGCAGAUUUUAUUUGUAUUCCAAAACCACCUAAACAGAUAAUUGGGAAUGUCAAAAUGUCCAAGUGGGUUUAUUGUUAAUUGUUAAGGCUAAGUAGGGAGGUUUGUGGGGGAGGGGGGAGGUUAAAUAAAAAAGGACUUAAUAAUAAUAAUAAUAAUAAUAAUAAUAAUAAUAAUAAUAAUAAUUGCCAGAUUGGAGAAGAUGCUUAAAAGAAGCAUCUUGUUUUUUACUAGAACCCCAAGCAGAGAUAAGUAGUGGCCAGGAGACAGAAAUGCAGAUAAAUGGGAUGUACCUGCUUAGUCCAGGAAAGUAUGUUUGUAUCAGAACUGAAUUUGCAGGCCUUUUGCACAAAAACCACCCUGGUCUCUUCUUCCCCUAAACCUUCGUAGUUUCAGCCGAUAGGUUGGGAAGAAGCCUUUUAGAUGUAGCUGUUCAGAGUGAUCCAUGUGCAUUGCCUGGCUGUAACAACUCAGGGGGGGGGACUGUAGCUGAGUGGCAGAACAUCUGCCUUCCAAGCUGAAGUCGCAGGUGCAGCCCUUAGCAUCACCAGGUAAGGUGAGGAGAGACCCAUGUCUGAAACCCUGGAGAGCCACAGUUGCGAAGCUCUCUUCUGCCAAGGCCAAUGGUCUUGCUGAACUCCUGCCAGCCAAAACUGCUAGCGUGGAAAAUGGACGGAGAUGUUGGGAAUCGAUAGUUGGAGGGUACCAUGUGGGUUCCCUCUGGCCUACAAGGGCUUGCCAGCAGCUCUGUGGGGAACACAAGUAUGCUCCCAGCCCUACCCAGAGAUGAUGGGGAUUGAACCAGAGAUAUUUCUGCGCACAAAACAUGGGCUUGUACCACCGAGCGACAGUCCCCUCUCCUUGGCCUGAACCAAGUCUUGGAAGGCUGUGAAAGUUUAUAGCCCCCAUAGGCAUCUCUGCUUCUCUGCUUCCAUAGGCUGUUUUUACCCCUGAUGUACUAUGAGAAGUAAGCUCUCCUAGACAGCCUUGCGGAAGAGGUGGGCGGAGCCAGAGGGGAAGUGGGCGGAGCAACAGGGAGUUGGUUCUUACCUUUCGUAAGGUAGCGUACAUUCAAUCGGAGGUUGGUUUGCACUGCAGGGCCCACCUGGCUCCCCUCCUGUGGGGCUGCUGCCACUCGCCAGGAGAGGCAGCGGGGAGCUUGGUGCUGUGGGGGGGUCAGGAACAGCAGGUAGGGCAGAAAGUGGGGAGCCCAGCAGAUGGCAGAUCUAUAAUGUGUGGUAGGCUGAGCCCACUACUAUCUUUGCCCUCCCUGCUGAGUCUUACAAGGGCAGAGUAAGGAGGAGGAAGCAGACAGUUUAGUUGAGAUUCCUGCAUUGCAGGGGGUUGGACUAGAUGACCCAUAGAGUCCCUUCCAACUCUACAAGUCUAUGAUUCUGUGAAAUGGUCAGGCUGAGGUGAGUGGGGCUGAGUCCCAGGGGCCAGGCAGAAAGACCUGAAGGGCCACAUUGGCUGAACACCUUCCACCCUUUCUGCUCACCGGCUCUGGCUAACUGCUAAGAAUAAACAAAAAAAUCCCCUGCUGUUGAAAUAGAAGCCUCUGCCCUUGUGUCAUGUGGAAGGGAACAACCUUGGCGAUAUUAUGAGGCAGUGCUUCAGAUAAGGGCAUUAGGCGGCUGCGAAACACGGAGAUUUGCAAUCUCUCAGGAAGACUGAAUGGACGCUGCAGAAGGAAUGAGUUUGAUGUGUGUCCUAACAAAAAGACCUGGUGUUUGCAGUCCAGUCCGAACUUCAGUUUGAGUAGGGAUUAUGGGCUUUGUGUUCUGUCCCAUGGUGCUUCAUCCAGCCUUGUGCUUCUCUGGUUAAUAUGUUCCUGGGCUUUCUAUCCCGUAGCUUAAAGUGUGGUGCAGUCAGGGGGUCGCCGGUUCUUUCCAAGCCACAUUUGUGGCUCAAGAUUAUGCUGUGCAGGCCCGGUCUACUUCAUGUCUUAAAGGACAUGUAAAGAGCUCUGCAGGUUCACAUCCAACAAGCCACCUUCUACCUGUUUCUCACAGUGGCCAACCAGAGGCCUCUUUUGGGAAGCCAACGAGAAGGACAUGAGCUCAAAGCUCUUGGUUUCUUCCCCUGAGACGUGGCAUUCGGUGGCGUGGUGUCUCUGGUUCUUGAGGUAGUAUCACGGCACCCUGACUAGUUAGCCAUCAAUAGCCUUACCCUCCAUGGAUUUGUCUAAUCCCCUUUUAAAGCGGCCCUAAGUUGGCUAUCGCCACGUUUGGUUGCAAAUUCCAUUAUUUAUUCUGUGCUGCGUGAAGAAGUCUUCUACCCUGGACUCUGGUUAGGCGCUGUCAACUUAUAAAGCGGUCUCAUACCUCUUUAGAUAGUCAUGGCUUCCACCUAAGCAUCUUGGGAACUGUAGUUUGUUAAGGAUGGUCGAGAAUUGCUAGAGGACCGCUCUGCUCUUUGAAGAACUACAGUUCCCAAAUGCUCCCACUAGCCAUCCCUUUUGUUAAUGGUGCUUUCGGAAGAGGGAUUGGAUGUUAAAUUGCUCUAGAAAUUGUAGCCAUGUGAGGGGAACGGGAUCUCCUAGUAACUCAACAAGCCAUACAGUAGUUCCUAUGAUUCUUUGCGGGAAUUCAUGACUGUUUAAAGUGGUAUGAUAAUGCUUUAAAUGCAUAGUGCAGAUGGGGAUCAAUUGGCUUUAUUUGAUAACCUUGGGUUCAGUAAAGGGAGAAAAACUUUAUUUCUACUUCAUGCCAUCUAUAAUUUUAUAAUCCUCUUAACAUGCUCACCCCUUUCCUUGCCUUGUUUUUCAUAAACUAACACCCCCUUCUCUCUCUCUCUCUCUCUCUCUCUCUCUCUCUCUCUCUCACACACACACACACACACACUGCAACUUUUUGCUGCAUCCCCUUGAACAUUUCUGAUCCUUCUUCCAGUUCCGCAAUAUCCUUUUUGAGAUGCGGCAGCCAGAACUAUACCCAGUAUUCAGUAUUCUUGAUUUCCCACCCUGUGGACUCUGGGGGAAACCAAGAAAGGUUUGGUUUUUUUUUUAAAAAAAAGUAGUAUAUUGUAUCAUAUUCACUUUCUUAAAACACACACAAAUAUGCAUGUUGUGAGCAUGAACGUCUGUCAUGUUGAUAUUUCAGUCAUUGUCCAAUAAGCAGCUGAGUUUUACAGCUAUAUAAAAAUCAUAUCGCUUUGUAAAUUAAUAUAAUGCAUCAAUAUGCUGUAAUAAACAGUUGUCUUUUAA